Brassicogethes aeneus is the source of this 1625-nucleotide messenger RNA. NCBI's taxonomy places the organism in Eukaryota, Metazoa, Arthropoda, Insecta, Coleoptera, Nitidulidae. The record is from the annotation of a GenBank genome assembly.
AUUAUUUACAACUUUUAUUGUACUUUUAUACAGUAUUCAGACUUUACAUUAAAAAAGUAGUGUUUAACAUAAAAAAUAUUAUGAAUUAAGAUGCUAUUUAUAAACCUAUUGUUUUUAUUGCUACUUCUUGUAAUACGUUGCGAUUUGGGCAAAGCAGCGAAUAUUACGAAACUCUGUUUAAAAGAUAAUUUUUACCAACAACCUGUUGAGAGUUGCCCGCCACCUACCAGUACAUGCCAUUGCAAAACCUUUACGGAAUGUCCCGGGGUAAUGUUAUGCUGUAAUGUGACAAGUUUUAUAUUUAUCGAAGGGAUUAGGUGUGGUAGAGCGGAAAAUAAUGCCACAAUAAAUAAUUUGCAAAUUCGUAAUGCCACCAUGGAAAUUUUAAAUUUGAAUUCCUAUUCAAACUUGUUGAUUGGGUUGGAUUAUUUGUCGAUUACUGAUGGAAAUAUAACAAAUAUAAAAGGAUACUUUGCUAAGAAUACUAAAAUCACUUUCCUUAAUUUUUCUUCCAAUGGUAUAAAGGAAUUUGACAGUAGAUCAUUGUCAAAUUUGUUUAAGUUGGAGUAUUUGGAUUUGUCGGACAAUAAAUUGGUUAAUAUUCCGCCCUUUAAAAAGGAUGGAUUAAUUAGAUUGGAUAUUUCAGGUAACCCAUCAAUUUAUUGCAAAUCAGUGAUUGAAAAUCUAAACAGGACCAAUUUGGAGUUUAUAAAAGAGAAUAAUACAUUUUGUUCAUCGGAUGCCAUAUUCGACGAUGUUUGGUUUAAUAAUGUUGAAAUAAUAUCUCUAACAACAUGUAAAGAAUGGCAUAAAGUUACUGUGGAAAAUAAUUGUUUCAAAAACUGCACAUGCACAACAAAAAUUCUAAAAUAUCCAGCCACAACUACAGUUGAUGUUUAUGUUUCUCUAAGUUGUGCAGGACAGGAAUUUUUAUCGUUGCCUACACCUUUACCUGCUAAAACAUUUUCUCUUAAUGUUUCAAAUAACAAUAUAACAACCUUAAAAGGAUUAAACGAUCCAUCCUAUCAGUACCUCAAAUUUCUGUAUGCUGACAACAACCAAAUAUCAUCCAUUCAGCCUUUGGAGGGUUCAAAAUUCAUAACAGAUUUUGAUCAUUUGAGUUUAAAGAACAACAGCUUCAAAACAUUUGAAACUUACGUGUUGUCCAACAUAGAGUUUGACCGCAGCACGCAACGGCAACAGCUCAAUAUAAGCGGCAACAGUGUUUAUUGCGACUGCCAGACUGCCAAAGAUUUAAAGGUUUGGUUGUUGAGUAAAUCGUCUCACAUAGGCGACUACAACGAGGUUCGCUGCGAAAAUCUCAACCAAAAAGUAAUCGAACUGAACACUUCGAAGCUUUGCGUGAACAGUCAGCAAGACUGGACCGACUACAUCUACUACAUCAUCACCGCAGAGGUGGUUAUGUUGGUGUGCCUUGUUGCCAAAGUGACCUACGAUUACUGGGUGUUCAAAACGGCGGGGUAUUUACCUUGGCCGGCAAACAAGAUGCCCAAGUUGCCCUGCGAUUGGUUAUGCGAGUAGGGUGUAUGUAGGAAUAGACUGGGCCAAAAAAAUCGAUUAUUUUUUUUUUGUAAAGUAUAUCGAAAAUAUUGUUUGAGGUGACA